This is a messenger RNA of Sinocyclocheilus grahami, 1505 nucleotides long. RefSeq names its product ribonuclease inhibitor-like. The transcript has 6 exons. Gene Ontology annotation, molecular function: protein binding. Bases 178 to 1227 code for a protein of 349 amino acids. The record is from RefSeq and is a predicted model, not a curated record. Lineage: Eukaryota; Metazoa; Chordata; Actinopteri; Cypriniformes; Cyprinidae.
ACCAAACAGAGUUUGAUAUCUAAAGUUCGAACAAAUUCAUCAGAUGUUUCAUUAUUUGCUCUGCAUCAGAGAGCUGUGAAUGAAGCUCUACAGAGUGAAAAUGGACGUCUGGACCUUUUCCUACGGUUUCUUCUGGGUCUGUCAGUGGAGUCUCAUCAGAUUCUCCUACAAGGACUAAUGAAACAGACAAGAAGCAGCUCUGAUAGCAAUGAGAAAACAGUGGAGUACAUCAAGAUGAAGAUCAGGACCAUUGACUCUCCAGAGAAAUUCAUCAAUCUGUUCCACUGUCUGAAUGAACUGGGUGAUCAUUCACUAGUGGAGGAAAUACAACAGUAUCUGAAAUCUGGAAGAAUAGCUGAAGCCAAACUCUCUUCAUCUCAGUGGUCAGCUGUAGCUUUUGUGUUGUUGACAUCAGAGAAGAUGCCAGAUGAGUUUCAUCUUGAUAAAUUUGUUAAAAGAAGCAAAGCUGAAAAUAUGAAAGUUCUUCAGAUGCUUCUGCCUGUGGUUAAAGAAUCCAGAUCAGUUCAUUUAAAAGAUUGUGGUGUCACAGAUGAAGGUUGUGCUGCUCUGGCUUCAGCUCUGAGAUCAAACCCCUCACACCUGAGACAUCUGGAUCUGUCUGGAAAUAAACUAGAAAGUUUUGGCGUGACACAGCUCUGUGCUUUAUUUGAAGAUCCUCAUUGUAAACUGGAAAAACUAGAGUUGAGUAAGUGUGGUCUCACAGAUGAAGGUUGUGCUGCUCUGACUUCAGCUCUGAGAUCAAACCCUGAACACCUGAGAGAUCUGAAUCUGUCAUCAAAUAAAAUGGGAGAUUUGAAAGUGAGUCUGCUCUCUACUGUACUGGAGAAUCCUCACUGUAAACUGGAGAAACUGAGGUUGAGAGAUUGUGGCAUCACAUAUGAAGGUUGUGCUGCUCUGACUUCAGCUCUGAGAUCAAACCCUGAACACCUGAGACAUCUGGAUCUGUCUGGGAAUGAACUGGGAGAUUCAGUGAAUCUGCUCUCUUCUGUACUGGAGGAUCCUCAUUUUAAACUAGAGAUACUGUGGUUGUGUGAUUGUGGUAUCACAGAUGAAGGUUGUGCUGCUCUGGCUUCAGCUCUGAGAUCAAACCCUUCACACCUGAGACAACUGGGUCUGUCGGGGAAUAAACUAAGAGGUUCUGGUGUGAAGCUGCUCUCUGAUCUGAAGGUUGAUCGACAUUAUGAACUGAAAGUAUUUUUCUAUUGACUCUCAGUAUUUAGACGUUUCCUCAGGAUCAGCUGAUGGUGAAUAAGGAGCCGCUACAGAGACACACAGUCACACAAUCAACAGAGACUCAAGAGACACACUGUGGUCACACUGAAUUCACAUCAUUUUCUUGUUUGUAUCUUUUGUGGGUCUGUUCUUUUGAAUUGCUGAUGUCGUCAUAUUUCCACAAUUAUGCGUUAAGGCAUCUGCACACAGCCAAGGCUGCUCAAAAUUUGAUGUAAUGCAGCAUAAAAGCCAGACUAAUAUUUGUAAAUGCA